Molecule: messenger RNA, 1792 nt
Organism: Nezara viridula (southern green stink bug)
Lineage: Eukaryota; Metazoa; Arthropoda; Insecta; Hemiptera; Pentatomidae
Source: the annotation of a GenBank genome assembly
AUGGUCCACUAUUACCAAUUUCCCAUUCCAAUAGUCAAGUUGUGCCCUGGGGUCCAGGUGUGCUGCUUACUAGCAGCCGACAACAGUACCGUCCUGCCCAACCCACCAGAUCCAAGCCCUCCGUCCCCAGAGCCGAAUCCAGAACCGAGGCCUCCGAAACCACCCCAACCGUGGCCUCCGAGACCACAACCAAUUCCAGAGACCACUCCUUCCGUAGUGAACCCGGAUGUACCGAACCCUGACCAGGACGGCCUCCAGAUACCCAGCGUCACCCCCGGAACCGGUUGCGGGCGAAGGAGGUUCCCUGCCAACUUAGAUACCAGCCUCAAAGUCACCGGAGGAGACAAAAAUGUUCCACAACAGACGUUUUAUGGUGAAGCGCCUUGGAUGGUGGUUAUUCUACAGAAAAAAGAAGCUUUGACUUUCAAGUGUGGUGGUACAUUGAUUACACCUAAUGUUGUUUUGACUGCAGCCCACUGUGUGAAGAAUACACCAAUUGAAGAAAUUUCUGUGAGAGCAGGAGAGUAUGAUAACAGAAUCACAAACAAGCCAAUCCCAUCUCAAACACAAAGGGUUCGUAAAGUGGAAUCCCAUCCAGACUUCAAUUCUGGCAAUCUUCAUAAUGAUAUUGCUCUUAUAUUUCUUGAACAACCCAUGCAGCUAAAUCCAGUAGUUGAUGUCAUUUGUGGUCCACAAAAAGGAGAAGCUGUCAUUGGAUCUGACUGUGUGGUAACUGGAUGGGGACGUAAUGCCCAAAAUGGUUCCUACCAAGCUGUUCUUAGCAAAGUAAACCUUCCUCUUAAAACUCGAGAAAGCUGUCUUGAAAAGCUGAGAACUUCUAGAUUAGGAGUGAGAUUCAUACUUCAUGAAGGAUUCAUAUGCGCUGGAGGGGAUGACAAAAGAGACACUUGCAAGGGUGAUGGUGGUGGACCAUUGUACUGCCCAUCUAAAUCUGAUCCAAACAAAAUGGUUCAGAUAGGAAUAGUUGCGUGGGGCAUCGGAUGUGGGGAAGGAUUUCCUACAGUUUUAACAUCAGUAGAACAUUACCUUCCUUGGGUGCAAAAACAGUUAUCAUAAGAUGAAUAAUACUUUUUUUGUAAUGAUAAGAAAUAAGUAAAUAUACAAUAGAGAUUAAAAUUUAUAGAUUGAAAUAAAUAGCUAGAAAUGGCAAACAAAUAAAUAUAAUAUUAAUUCUUUAAAAAAAAAUUCAGUGACCUGUAUGAAAAAUACUCAAGAAAUGUUUCUCUAAAGAACUAAAUAUGAUAAAUUAAUACUAUAUUUUGAUAAUAAUUGAGCAUAUGAUUGAUGAUAAGAUUUAUUGAUAUUUAAGUUAAAUAAAUAUAUCCUAUUAAGUAAAUAUUUGAUACAUAUUUUCUUAACUUUUGACAUUAUGCUAGUGCAUUUAUAAUAAGUAAAAACAUAUGGAUUUUAUAAUAUUAUAUUUUAUAAUCUAGUCACCUUCGAUUAUUGGAACUUAUAAAACUAUAUACAAGUUGAACUUACAAUUUUAAUAUAGACAAGGUUUUUUUAAUGGUAUAAUUUAACUUAUUAAAAUGUAUUAAAUUUUAAAAAUGCUUAUUUCUUUAAAAUCCUUUGUUUACACCAUUUUAGGAUAGUUUGUUGUAAGUAGGAGACCUCUCAAGAUUAUUAUUUAAUUAGAGUUAUUACGUUGACAAAAACAUACAAUUUCUUUAGAAAAGAAAUAGAAAUUGGCACAAAUUGUUAUCAAAGCAAGUGCUUUAAAUUUAAGAUAGAAGAUUAAGAAGAAAUAUUUUAUUUUUUCAUAUUUUCA